Halteromyces radiatus is the source of this 2011-nucleotide messenger RNA. RefSeq lists its product as uncharacterized. The transcript is spliced from 6 exons. The coding region runs from base 175 to 1776 and encodes 533 amino acids. The record is from RefSeq and is a predicted model, not a curated record. Lineage: Eukaryota; Fungi; Mucoromycota; Mucoromycetes; Mucorales; Cunninghamellaceae.
AUUCCUUUUUUUUCUUUUUUUUGUUCUUUUUUUCUUUUCUCUUUUUUUCUUCUCUCAUCCACUCUUUUUUUUUCUUGUGCUGCUGCUAUCUAAUUUCCCUUCUUUUGUUUCUAUUAAAGAAAGAGAAAGAAAAGCAAAAGCCAAGACUAUCUUUUAUUUUAUUUUCUUUUCACUAUGACUGAUCUUGUAUAUCAAAACCAACAACAUAUAUCUACUACAUCGUUUCCUGACGAUGCUAUUAAACAAACGACAACAACAACAACAACAAAACCUACUGAUUAUGCCAAUAACAAUAACAAUGAUACUGAUGCUGCUGUUAGUCAAUUAUUAGCAAAAUUAGAUGAAGGAACACAAACAAUAGCCAAUUUACGCUCAAUAUUGACCUUAAAGACUGCUGAACUGAAUGAACUUAUGGCACAACUUGAAAUGACAAAUCAAGCUAUUACCAAUGUUGAAUCCACUACAGGUCAUAUUGAAACCAUGUUAAAAGACUUGGGUUUAUCCAAUGAUGGUCAUUCUACUCGUGAACUAUUGAUAUCUGCUGAAGCAUCUUUGGAUUCUGCUAUCAAAUCUGCCAUUCAUAUUUAUUCUGCUCAAGAUCACAAUAAUAAUAAUAAUACACAACAAGUUCGACGUCGACCUUCAUCUAUUGGAAGUGGGAAAAGUGAUCCACAUCAUCAAUAUGAAAAACAACAGUCUUCCAAUGCUCGAUUUGUAUCGCGUAUUAGGUAUAAACCUGAUACUAAACAUAUUUUACGUCAAUUGAGUGAUCGUCUUCGGGAAUUGGAAUUGGAUGCCGGGAAAUUCUUUGAAACUAUUGGCACAACAAAUGAUGUGCAAGCUCUUCAAAAAGCCUAUGUGGAUUUGGAUUUGGCAAAAACAAUCGCAUUGUCUGCAAAAAGUAAUCUGAAACGUCGAAAGAUUUUGCUGACUAGUUCAAGAAGACCCAAUGUCAUGGAUCAAGUGAAACUGCUUGGUGAAAAGAUCCGGGAAGGUGUGGAUAUGUGGAAACUUUAUACUAGAAAUGCCCCAAUGAUGGUAAAUGGUGAAGAUAUUCUGGUGAUUUUGGGACUACAGGAUGAUUUACUGGAUAAUAAUCAUUCAAAUCUAUCAUCACGUAUGUCUAUGGAUAUCAAGAGUCGUGGCAAUUCUCCCACAAACUCAUCAUCAUCUACAACAACAUCUUCUAUUCCAAAUCGAUCUACUUGGCGACAAAGUACUUCAUCAUCCUCUCGACCUGAUAGUAUUCCUGCAACAACAACAGGUCGAAAUCGUUCAUCCUCUAUUUCCUCAGUAUCAUCUAUCCCUGUGCUUGCAACUGCAGUUACAAACCAUCAUCAUCAUGUACCUUCUUCAACUAUGAAUACCAAGAGAUCUAUGUAUCGUCAUUCCAGUGCAGCAGUAGGAACAACAUCCAAUGCCAACAACAGCAGCAAUACGCCAUCCACUAUAAGAUCUCCCAUCAAAGCGAAUAUUGGCGUUAAUCGCGUUCGUACUUCCUCUUUGACCAACAAAAACAAAGCUAGCUUUACCAAAACUGUAUCUCCGAACAAUAUGGUAUCAUCUUCUUCUUUGAUUUCUUCAACAUCAACAGCACCUAUGAAUGAUGCUACAAUAUCUAUUGCACCUAUGAAUAAUAAUAGUGGAACACCCAAAUCAAUGUUGAAACCACCAACUGAACGUGGUCCAGGAUCAACUCUACGUAUUCGAAGUAUGCUUGCCAAACGAAAUCAUCAACAACCGACAACAUCUAAACUUUACCAUGACGGUGACUGAUUUCCUCUAUUUUAUAUUCCAUUUUAUAUCUUUCCCUUUAUAUACUUAUAUUUAUGCCCUAUCCUUCUUUAUAUAUCUUUUUUUUUUCUUAUUUGAUUAGUUUAUCAUUAUGUUCCCUUCUUUUUUAUUUUCAUUAUUGUUACUUCAUAUUAUCACCUCUCAUCUAUCCCCCGUCCCUUUGUGGAAUUUCAAUUUUUAUGUAUUUCCUUCGUUAAUAAACUUACAUUCUACUCUA